CCAGGCACUGGAUGACCACAACUGAGCAAUGUCUGUCCCACGUGGAGCUGUCCACGCGAAGUGGAUAGUAGGGGAAGUAAUCGGAACCAAAAUGCAGAAAACUGCCAAAGUGCGAGUGACAAGACUUGUGCUAGAUCCUUACUUACUAAAGUUCUUUAACAAACGAAAAACCUAUUUUGCCCAUGACCCAUUGCAGCAGUGUGUGGUUGGAGACAUCGUCCUUCUGAAAGCCUUGCCUGAGCGAAGGAGCAAACACGUGAAACACGAACUGGCUGAAAUUGUUUUCAAGGUUGGAAAGGUCAUAGAUCCAAUCACAGGAAAGCCCUGUGCGGGAACCAGAUUCCUUGAAAAUCUGUCAGAGUCAGAGAAUCUGACAGAGGCGGAUACGACCUACCUAAGUGAAAAACUUCAGGAGCUUAAAGUUUGUUCCACAGACAAGUAGG
Messenger RNA from Eurypyga helias (sunbittern), 443 nucleotides. It is a transcript of the gene MRPS17, whose product is annotated as mitochondrial ribosomal protein S17. Gene Ontology annotation, molecular function: structural constituent of ribosome. The transcript is spliced from 2 exons. Lineage: Eukaryota; Metazoa; Chordata; Aves; Eurypygiformes; Eurypygidae. Gene Ontology annotation, biological process: mitochondrial translation. The record is from RefSeq and is a predicted model, not a curated record. Gene Ontology annotation, cellular component: ribosome; mitochondrial small ribosomal subunit. The coding region runs from base 29 to 442 and encodes 137 amino acids.